GAAGGUCACGGCGCGAGCAGGCGCGCGCGGCCGCCCGGAGUCCCGCUUGCGGCCCGGCGCUCUGCGCCCCCAGCCUGGAGCCCCCAGUCCCGAGUCAUGGAGGGAGUGAGCGCGCUCCUGGCCAGCUACCCCACCGCCAGCUUGGCGGGCGGCCUGGGGAUCACGGCGUGCGCCGCGGCCGGCGUGCUGCUCUACCGGAUCGCACGGAGGGUAAAGCCAACACACACAGUGGUCAACUGCUGGUUCUGCAACCAGGACACGCUGGUGCCCUAUGGGAACCGCAACUGCUGGGACUGUCCCCACUGUGAGCAGUACAACGGCUUCCAAGAGAAUGGAGACUACAACAAGCCAAUCCCAGCACAGUACAUGGAACACCUGAACCAUGUGGUGAGCAGUAUACCCACGCCCCGUGACCCCACGCAGCCACAGCAGUGGGUCAGCAGCCAGGUCCUGCUGUGCCGCAGGUGCAGCCACCACCAGACCACCAAGAUCAAGCAGCUGGCUGCUUUCACACCACGAGAGGAGGGUCGAUACGAUGAGGAGAUCGAGGUGUACCGCCACCACCUGGAGCAGAUGUACAAGCUGUGCCGCCCAUGCCAGGCCGCCGUAGAGUACUACAUCAAACACCAGAACCGCCAGCUGCGUGCCCUGCUGCUCAGCCAUCAGUUCAGGCGCCGGGAGGCUGACCAGGCUCACGGGCAGAGUUUCUGCUCCUCAGCAGUGAAGGCCCCAGUCCAGGUCAUCCUGCUCCGUGCCCUGGCCUUCCUGGCCUGUGCCUUCCUGCUGUCCACUGCCCUGUAUGGCCCCAGCGAACCCUUCACCCCAGGGGCUGCCCUGCCCCCGGCCCUGCCUCCGGGCAGCAAUGGCUCGGCUGCCUCAGACAACGGCACUGCUCCUGGGGCUGAGGGCUGGCAGCAGCUGCUCAGCCUGCUGCCUGAACACACAACAGAGAAGCUACACGAGGCCUGGGCCUUUGGGCAGAGCCACCAGACAAGCAUUGUAGCAAUGGGACUUCUCACCUGCCUGCUGGCCAUGCUGCUGGCUGGCCGCCUCAGGCUCCGAAGGAUCGAUGCCUUCUCCACGUGUCUCUGGGCCCUGCUGCUGGGGCUGCACCUAGCAGAGCAGUACCUACAGGCCGCCUCGCCCAGCUGGCUGGACACGCUCAAGUUCAGCACCACGUCCCUGUGCUGCCUGGUGGGCUUCACUGCAGCUGUGGCCACAAGGAAAGCAACCAGCCCACGGAGGUUCCGUCCCCGAAGGUACUUCACGGCAGACUCCACCAGCCUUUUCCCCUCCAGCCCCAGCUUGGCCAUGCCUUGCUCGAGCGUCACGGCCGCCCCACCACCCCUGUUCAUCCCCACCCCACCUGGCUUCCUGCCUCUCACUAAGCAGCAGCUGUUCAGGUCUCCCCGUCGAAUAUCGCCCUCCUCGCUACCAGGCCGUCUCAACCGCGCCCUCUCGCUGGGAACCAUACCUUCUCUGACCCGGACAGACUCUGGACACCUAUUCAGUGGGAGCCGCCCACCUUCUCGGGGAUCUCCACCUGGGGAAGUUUCUCUUUCAGAUUACUUCUCUUUGCUGUCCGGCAGCCUCUCCUCUCCUCUUCCUUCCCCGGCACCCUCCGUGGCCAGCUCGAUAGCCUCCAGCUCGGGCUCCCUGCGCCACCGCAGGCCCCUCAUCAGCCCUGCCCGGCUCAACCUGAAAGGGCAGAAGCUCCUGCUGUUCUCACCUCCUGGGGAGUCACCCAGCACCCCCAGCAGCUCGGAAGAACACACAUCACCCAAUGGCAGCCUCUUCAUUGAGCCUCCCAAGCUCCCUCACAGGACUCCCUUUCGGGACACAAAGCCCACUGUGGACAUGAGGGCAAUGCUGGGAAGAGAUAACGCCUGCAGCAGCCGCUCCAUCAAAAAAGAGGAUGACUCAUCCCGGUCCUCCACCUGUGUAGUGGACACCACCACCAGAGGGUGCCCAGAGGAGGCUUCUCACUGGAAAGGGCGUGUUGGCCCCUCCCUGGUCCGGGGCCUCCUGGCUGUGAGCUUGGCUGCUAACGCACUCUUCACCUCUGCCUACCUGUACCAGAGCCUCCGCUGACCGCCUUGAGCACCCUCUGGAGGACCUCUGCCUGCUCAGGUCCUCCCCGAGGGGCUCUGCCUCUGCCUUGACAUCAGGGCGCUUGACCUCCUAGGUUGAGACCCUGACCUCAGGAUACCGGUUCUCCUCACCUGACAGACUACAGCAUCAGGCAGGUCUGAGGUCACACUCUUUGCCCACCACCUCAGCUGAUACCAGGUUGUGUUUGGUGCUGACACUCUGGCCCCCAAGCCAGGUAUCUCUGAUAGGCUGCCUGGCCCCCAGGGACACCAGUACUACUAUAACGCAGAGGGGCUGCCUAGGCCGCCUCUGCCUACUCCAGCCCAUCGAGUCACAUCUUCCUACUGUACUCCCGGACUCCAGGGGUCUGCCUUGGAGCCCUGCCAUGACUGAAGAAUGCCCCUGGAUGGUGGUGGACAGGAGCCUGGUCACCUCAUCCUCAUCCCUGUCUACUCUAGAGAGCAAGCCUCCCUGGCUGGGCAUUAUCAGUCCAUCUUGCCCCUGACUUGGCUCCAGGCAGGGCUGAGCACAUAGGGGACCUAGGGCUCUCAGCCAGGCCCUUCAGGACCCAUGUUAAGCACCUGACCUCCUGUUUCCCCUGACUGCUGCCAUACGUACCAGUUUUAUGACUUCUUCUGACCUUCCUAGCAAGCAACCCCAUUACCCUGACAACACUAGAGCCCCCCCCAUUACCCCAUUUAUCCAAGUCCCUCUUUCACAUCACUAGUCCCUCAGUUCUGGAUGAACGGCACAAUUCAGAAGAGACUAGACCCCUCCCUAUCCCAGGCCCCAUUCUCCUUCGGUCCUGAGGCCCUACUGCCCACCCCUUCACCCUGCCGGCACCUGGGUUCUACGUGACCUCUGGCUCCAGGCACCCCAGCUGACCUCCACCACUGCCCUCCCAGGGAAACUGCAGACUUGCUGGGGCACAUCCUGCCCCAUGUGGAGGAAAAAGGGUCCUUGGCCUGACAUUGGCCCUUGUGUGCUGGGGCCAAGUACCUGUAGGACUCAGCCCCAGGCCUUGCCUUCUGGCACAUGUGUGUAUGUGUAUAUGUGUGUGUGUUGUACCACUUGGGACUUGUGGGGAGGGGCAUGGGGCAGGAGAAAGGGUCUUCACUGUCAUUCAGGGAUAAAGUUUAAUUUUAUUUUUCUACACAUUUUUGCCAGGUGAGGUAUGUGCUAUAAAGCAGAUGCCUCCAGCCCUCUCUGCUAGGGAGGCUGUUUUCUUAAGCUCUGGGUGCUUUUUAGUACUUUUUUUUAAGAUGGGGAAGGAGACCCAACCCCACCUCUAUUCCUGGAUCUGGGCAGCUGGAGUCAGGGCAGUGUCAGGAGUCCAGCUGCCACUGAGGGCCCAGCGUGGAGGAGGUGGAGGUCUCCAUUUGUACAGUGGGUAUGUUGUUUUUAAAUUUUAUUUCUUGCUUAAUAAAAACCAAACUGUU
Nannospalax galili (Upper Galilee mountains blind mole rat) is the source of this 3530-nucleotide messenger RNA. RefSeq names its product transmembrane protein 201 (gene Tmem201). Gene Ontology annotation, molecular function: actin filament binding; lamin binding. The record is from RefSeq and is a predicted model, not a curated record. Gene Ontology annotation, biological process: nuclear migration along microtubule. The coding region runs from base 97 to 2091 and encodes 664 amino acids. Gene Ontology annotation, cellular component: nuclear inner membrane. The transcript has 11 exons. Lineage: Eukaryota; Metazoa; Chordata; Mammalia; Rodentia; Spalacidae.